AUGGUUAGAUCGGAUACAGAGCUCGCUCUCGAGCCGGAAGAAACGGAUAGCCAGUAUGGAAUGCGGCGCGUCUCAAAGAAACAUCUAGUCGUUUUGUUUGUGGUGUUCCUAAUUUUACUAAAAAUAAUAUCAGUUAAAAGAGAGCGCAGCAAACAGGCGAGAGAAAAACUCAAACAGGCGGAGGCAGCGGGCGAAGAGGUACACUUGCCGGAAGGUGGAGUGUUUUUGCCAGAAGGGGAGCCUCAAGAGGCAUUACCGCCUAAGCAACCAGCAGAAAAGGAGGUCUUACCGAAGCAGACGCCUCCCUCCGGGGUAGUUGGCGUUCCUCAGGUGCAGCCAACUGCUAAAACGGCUAAAGUGGAGCAGCGCGAAGGAAUCCCAGGACGCGGUGCUGUCACGAUAACUGAGCGGGACGCAGAACUACAGGAAUUGAGAGCAGAGUGUAGCGCCAUCAGUAGGCUGUUUUAUGUUGUGAGUCACCUGGUCAAUGAACUGCCUCGUCAGGAAGCCAAAGAGUACGCAGAUGCAUUGAUAAGUAAUGUGAACACUGCUGAAAAGGCUUAUAAGGAAUACGGUGAUGCGAAAGGCCGUGGGGACCCAAACACUACGCAGAUUCGGACUCAGACGGUCAACGUAAUGAACCAAUCCCUUCAAGUAGCAAAGGAUUCCCUUUUGCAUUUGGCAACACUCGCAAAAACCCAUGGUGAGGCAGUGGAGGCCUAUUGCUCCCAGGGAAUCCAUUUUACAGACACAUGGAAUUUGCGGACGCCCCUGUCGGGAAGCUUGGGCGCCUCCCCUUCGGUCAAAGUGUGUCUAGAGACGCUGAAAUCUGUGGAAGGUACAGUUUGGACGUUGCAACAGGAGAACAAGGAAGUUGUUGGGCGCUUAAAGCAUGCGGAAUUGAUAGACAUGAGCGAUAUAAGCGGUUUCGCCGAUAUUUACGGAAUCGUUGCUGCCCUGAACUUCAGGCAGUAUACCUUGGAACGUCUGGCUGCACUUGACAGUGCAGUGAGACAAGAUAUCCUAGAAAUGCAUAAGGCGAUUAUGCUGUCGAAACUUCAGAAAGAACGUAUACCGCUCGAGAUUGAUGCAGAUUUAGUCAUUGGUAUUCAUGUGCUAUUGUCGGCGACUCGCCCAUCAUAUGGGUGGCAGCCGGCUUCUGGAAUAUCAAACGAAGAAAUAGAAGACGUGAAAAUAUUGUUUUCUCAGCAAUAUCAAGAAGUAGAAGCCAUGAAGUCUGCGCAGGACGUUGAGGGUGUUACAGCUGCGUACGAGCGAGCGAAUUCAUACAACCAAAAGCUCCAGUAUAUGUUGCCAGUGUUGAAAGAGAGGCUGCAUGCAGUUCUGCAGAGCCAGCCGUUGACCAAGGAAGAAGCAGCGGCUGCAUCUAAGAAAAUGGAGGGCAUUGCGAAUGCUGCUAUUGAAGAUAGCGAGCAACUCUGGGAGGUUUGCCAAACUGCUUAUGAAUAUGUUGGAGGCAAUCCUGAAGAAGUUGCGCUUGGUGUUGGUGUCGGAAAAGCUCUACUGCAGAAGUUGACAACUAUGACCAAAUCCAGUACGGAUGAGCAAGAAGAGGAUGUUACCCGUUAUGACAGUGGCAUCGUAGGUACUGUCAGAAAGUACUUCACUGUGCCUACGACUCAAAUUGAAAAUUAUGCGAGGGACUUCUGGGUGAAAGCGCAAGAAAUAUUGGAGUCAACGAGGAAGGGAAAAAAGUACAAACUGGAUAAACAAGAAUUUGGAUCUUCCGCAUUGGACAAGAAAAUCGCGGAAAGGGUCGAUGUGGCAACUAAAAAGGGCCUUGUAGUAGUUUUACGCCUGCGAUUCCGAUAUCUUUCUAGAAUAGCGGCUGAGAUUGCGGAACUUGAAAGGCUCGUGGACACGAUACCCGCUUUACCAUUCCGGAGCGCAACCGACGAAUGGAACAACCUUCAGAGACAAUUCUCCCAGGAAAAGGCAAAUGCCAGCAACGCGAAUGACCCCCAAAUGAUACCAGCAUGCGUUGACAGGAUGCUUCAGAUAUACUUGAGAAUGCAAACACUGGUUUUGAACGAUCGGUUACAGCUGCUUAACGAACCAGUCGAUUACCCCGCAACUGACCCUUAUUCCGCUGAUCUUUAG
Messenger RNA from Eimeria maxima, 2121 nucleotides. RefSeq lists its product as hypothetical. Lineage: Eukaryota; Apicomplexa; Conoidasida; Eucoccidiorida; Eimeriidae. The record is from RefSeq and is a predicted model, not a curated record. The coding region runs from base 1 to 2121 and encodes 706 amino acids. The transcript has a single exon.